AUGAAGGCCCUUGGGUGCCACCAGUUGAUGGCACGAAUUGAGACAAAACAAGAGGAGAGCGACAAAAGGGGGAAAAUGGGUGGGAGGGCCGCAAGAAGGAAGACAAAGGUUCGCGGGGCUUUGGGCGCGGCGGGCUUACUGCCCUCGGUCCUGCUAGGGCACUUCUCGAAACCUGUUUGCAGCUGGGAACCCUGGUCCGACGUUGAUGGCCUAGAUAACUUAGCGCGGCCUCUCGCCUUCUUUUCUUCCGCCCCUCUCCCGCCCACCCGACCCCACCGCCCCCACCGCCCAGUUCGCCUCCAGCGCCGGGGUCGACCAGAUACUCCGCGGCUCGGCUGCCGGCAAGACCCGGAGAGUGGAGUUCGCUCCGGCAGCGCGAGGCGCGCACUCGCAAGCGCGCUCUCGCUCACUCCUCGCAGGGGUACUGGGCAUGCGCGGCGCGCGUCUGGCUUUGGCGGCGAGCGGGUGAGCGGGCGGGCAGCUCCAGACUUCACAGGCGGCGGCGGGCGCGGCGGUCUUGCCCAGCGCGAGGCGGGCGCUGUGCUCGCCCGGGAGAUCGUUCCUCUUCUGCCGGGCGCAGACGGCGGCUUGGCGGCUCGCGGAGGAUUGGAAGGGCGUGGUCCAGGACGGGGGCUUUCUCCUGGCCGCCUCCUGCCUCGUCCGGGCUCUAAGCGUCUCCGGGGAAAGCCACGGCCCCGAGGGCGGAUCCGAGUUUUUGUAUCUAUUCAUUUAUUGACGGACAUCUUGGAUGCUUCCAGUUUUUGGCAACUCUGAACAAAGCUGGCAAGGGCAGCAAAAGCAAAAAGAAACAAGUGGGAUUACAUUGAACUAGAAAGCUUUUGCAUAGCAAAGGAAACCAACAAAAUGAAAAGGCAACCUACUGAAUGGAAUAAGAUAUUUGCAAAUGAUAUAUUCGAUAAGAGGUUAAUAUCCAAGAAUAUAAAGAACUUAAUACAACUUAACACCAAAAAACCCCAAACAAUCCAAGUAAAUAAAGGGCAGAGGACCUGAAUAGACAUUUUUCCAAAGACGUACAAAUGGCUAACAGACAUGAAAUGAUGCUCAACAUCACUAAUUAUCAGGGAAAUGCAAAUGAAAAUCACAAUGAGGUAUCACAUCAUACCAAUCAGAAUGGCUGUUAUCAAAAAGACAAGAAAUAAUAAGUGUUUGUGAGGAUGUGGAGAACAGGGAAUCCUUGUGCACUCUUGGAAGGAAUGUAAAUUGGUGCAGCCACUAUGGAAAACAGUAUGGAGCUUUCUAAAAAAAUUAAAAAUAGAAAUACCGUAUGAUUCAGUAAUUCUACUUUUGGGUGUUAAUUUGAAGAAAAUGAAAAUAUGAAUUCAAAAAGAUAUAUGUACUUGUAUGUUCAUUGCAGCAUUGUUUACAGUAGCCAAAAUAUGGAAGCAACCUAAGUGUCCAUCAGUAGAUGAGUGAAUAAAGAAGAUAUGGUAUAUAAAUACAAUGGAAUAUUACUGAGCCAUAAAAAGAAUGAAAUCCUGCCAUUUGCAACAUCAUAGAUAGACCUAAAGGGUAUUAUACUAAGUGAUAGAAACCAGACAGGGAAAUACAAAUACUGUAUGCUUUCCCUUAUAUGUGGAAUCUAAAAAUCAAGUGAACAAACAAAACAAAUCAGAAACAGAGUCAUAAAUACAGAGAACAAAUUGGUGGUUGCCAGAGUGGAGGGUGAUGGGGGGGGGGCAAAAUAAGUGAAGGGGAUUAAGAGGUAUAAACUUUCAGUUAUAAAAUAAGUCAUGAGGAUAUAAAGUACAGCAUAGGGAAUAUAGCCAAAAAUAUUGUAAUAACUGUAUAUGGUGAUAGAUGGUAAUUAGACUUAUUGUGGUUAAUUGUUUCAUAAUGUACAUAAAUGUUGGCUAUGUUGUAUACGUGAAACUAAUGUAAUAUUGUAUAUCAACUAUUCUUCAACAAUAACCAAAAAACUAAAAAACAAAAGGAGAGAAAAACAUUUUUAAAGUCCAUUUCUUAAAAAAUGUUUAUUUUUGAGAGAGAGAAAGAGAGCACACGCGUGAGGGAGGGACAGAGAGAGAGGGAGACAGAGGAUCCAAAGCAGGCUCUGUGCUGACAGUAGAGAGCCCAAUGCGGAGAGUUGGGGAAUGGGAAUGGGGGGCUGAAAUUCACGGACCAGGGAGAUUGUGACCUAAGAGGAAGUCAGUGCUUAACUGACUGAGCCACCCAGAUGCCCCCAAAGUCCAUUAUUAAAGACUAUUGAUAUAAACUUCAUUUUAUUUAGAAAGUCUUAUCAACACCAUUAAAAUGUUACGUUUCUAUUAGAAUAUCACCAUUAGAAUAUUAGUCCUUAUUCUAGAAAUACAUGUAUAUUAUUGAUAUAUUUAUUGGCUUACUGCAACGAUAGUAUGUUUCCAGUGUCUGAAAUACAAUGUUUGUGAUUAUUAAACACUGUGGGGGUUUUUUUAUUGAUGAUUCUUGUUUUUGUAAUGUUUUGUGAUAUUAUAAUUGUUUUUGUUUUUCACUAGAAAAUAAAAUGUUUUAUUUUUUAUUAAUUUUUUUUAAUGUUUAUUUAUAUUUUGAGAGAGAGAGAGAGAGAGAGACAGACAGACAGACAGAAUCUGAAUCAGGCUCCAGGCUCUGAGCUGUCAGCACAGAGCCCAACAUGGGGCUCCCAACUCACAAAUCAUGGGAUCAUGACCUGAGCUGAAGUUGGACGUCUAACUGAGCCACUGAGGCACCCUGAAAAUAAAAUAUUUUAAAAAGUGCAAGCAGCAAAACCAAUCCACAAAGAAAAGUGAAAUCUGUCACUUUGAAAAGACGUUGAAUACAGUUUGUUUAAUUUUCUGUAAUAGUUUUGACAUUUGAAGUUAAUGGUACUUGUAAGACAUGAACAUAAAAUAAGGUGAUUUUAAGUAUGUUGACUUUUAAAUUUGAAGAAAGAUAUACUUGUGAUGAUAGAGAAGCUACAUUUAACUUUGAUAAGUGAAAGAAAAUAGAACGUUACUUUAUCUAUGUAUAGAUUCCUCACCCCCACCCCCCCGCCUUAAUACCAUGCUCAGCUUGUGUUUGUAUGCCUGUGUGUAAUUUACAAUUUCCCUUUUCAGUGUGUUUUCAAAACUUUACCUGUUUUAUAA
Molecule: messenger RNA, 3101 nt
Organism: Acinonyx jubatus (cheetah)
Lineage: Eukaryota; Metazoa; Chordata; Mammalia; Carnivora; Felidae
Exons: 4
Coding region: 1-774 (257 amino acids)
Source: RefSeq, a predicted model, not a curated record